AUGGACAAGGAGGGUCAGGAAGGCCAAAAGACCCAUUCCCCUAGGUCACUUCCACCCGCCUCGCCCCGCGGCACUGCAGGCGGCAGUGGCUCCCCCCGGAAACAACCACCAACUCCUCCCGCAAGGCGCAUUAUAAAAGGUACUGACGCGCAACAAUCUGAAGAAGCCGAAAAGCCAGCUGCCCGCCAAGUCGUGCGCGGGACCUCCCCACUGUCGGCGGCUCCAAUUCAAAAGCUACAACCAACCAAAAGGGAUGGCGAUGGAUCGCCACCAGGCAAGCCUCCUGAUUCAGGGGCUUCUCCACCUCGUCGAGUAACAAUAAGAGAUCGAAGUGCAUCGGCCACUGGUUUGGUUAUAGAUACCGGUACAUCGCCGCAGACCCGGAGGCAUGUUAGGGACUUUGGGGCUUCACCAUCUCCAAGACCGCCCUUUCAAACCGUGGCCAGAUCGACUUCCCCGCUCCCUGCGACGUCGACUCAGUCCCCGCCGGCAAUUAAAAAGGUUGUUGGCUUAGCGGUGACUGGAAAGGAAAGUCCGCGGGGUACUGGCCAGGAGGCGGUUCCAUCGACCUCAGCCCAAGUUCCAUUUGGAGUGGCGGCAUCUGGAGAAACCAAAUCUACCACAUUCAAUAUUUUCAAGAAGAAACCGAAGGAGCCACCCAAGUCACCUCCAAAGGGAGCCCGAUCAGCCUCAUUGCAAUCCGGCGGUGAUAGAUCGUCGCCAGUGGACAAGCGACCCCAAGAACGGCAGUCCCCAGAGCGGUCAGCCGGGGAACGGCGAUCUGUGGGGGCUUCGGGUGUUCAAAAUAAGGCUAAGACCACCCGGAUUCUCUACACGACAGAUGAGGAAGUGCGGGAUGCCCUUAUGGAGUUUGCAGUAUUUAUAAUUUUUCUGGUGCUCACCUCAUUGGUCACUCUAUCUGUGCGCCACUCGUACAUGUUCUACUUUAAUGAUACAAUGAAAAAGCUCUUCACUACCCGAGAACUGGUGGUGGCCCCCUCGGUGACAGUUUCCUUUGAGAAGCUGAUCACGGUGCCCGACUGGUGGGAUUACCUAGUCUACAACUUUCUGGUCACCUUGCACGGCGACAUGACCGUCAAUAAUCCUGGCGAACCACCUCCCAAACCGGCCCCCCAAACGCCAGACGAGCAAAAGGUACCCGAUGAAGAGACGCCAGAGGAAACGCCAGAGGAAACUCCUGAAGACAGAAUGCGAUAUAGGAUCCGAGAUCCCAACGGACUCCUGGAUGAGAAUUGGGACCAGCUGCGAAAAUUCAAAAGGAAGGCCCGGCAAGCGAGUCCCGAGGCGUCUGACGCCUCCGAGGAAGGUUCCGAGAAAUCGGACGAUAAGAAAACUGAACCUAAUGUCAUACCAACCCAUCAUCUAACGGGUCGUGUAUUUCUUCACGAGAACUUGUUGCUAGGACCCCCUCGCAUCCGACAGAUUCGGGUCAAAAAAGACAGCUGCUACGUCAAUGACGCUUUCAUUCGAUACUUCAACACGUGCUAUGCUGCUUACUCCUCCGGAACAGAAGAACGAACGAAUAACUACAAGGGAUCGCCCUACAGAUCAAUGAAUGACCUGGACUCUACUCCGAUUUGGACAGUAUUAGCUUUCUACCGCAGCGGCGGCUACGUGGUGGACUUGACAUUCGAAAAGGAAGACAACCUAAAGAUAAUAACAGAUCUUCAGAACACACACUGGCUGGACCGGGGAUCCAGGCUGUGCCUGGUCGAGUUUAAUUUGUACAACGAGAACACGGACAUAUUUCAAAGCGUCAAGUUCAUUGCAGAGAUCCCUCCCACGGGAGGCGUUAUACCCCAGGCUCAACUUCAAGCUGUCAAGCAAUUUUCCUUUUUCACGGAACGCAACCUGAUAAUGACGGUAAUUUAUAUCUUCUGGUACAUCAUGAUUGUGUACUAUACCAUCUAUGAGAUCAACGAAAUACGCAAGUCCGGCGCCAAGAAUUACUUCACUUCCAUGUUGAACGUCCUCGAUUGCCUGAUUCUUUUGCUUUGUUACCUUGCUUUAGUCUACAACAUAUGGCACACAUUUAAGGUCAAGUCGGUUACCUACAAGGCCACGACCCAAUUGACCUACCAAAGCCUGGACGUUCUCUGUUUUUGGAACAUCAUCUACGUGGACAUGAUGGCCAUACUGGCCUUUCUCGUCUGGAUUAAAAUUUUCAAGUUUAUCAGCUUUAACAAAACACUUGUGCAAUUUACAACAACACUGAAGCGGUGCUCCAAGGACUUGGCUGGUUUCAGUCUAAUGUUCGGCAUAGUCUUUUUGGCCUAUGCCCAGUUAGGCCUUCUACUAUUUGGCACCAAACACCCCGAUUUCCGAAAUUUUAUAACGUCCAUUCUGACCAUGAUAAGAAUGAUUUUGGGCGACUUUCAGUACAACCUCAUUGAGCAGGCCAACAGAGUUUUGGGUCCCAUUUACUUCCUUACAUACAUUCUGCUUGUCUUCUUUAUUCUAUUGAACAUGUUCUUGGCCAUUAUAAUGGAGACCUACAACUCGGUGAAGAGCGAGAUCACUCAGGGGCGCAGUCACUUGGGUUCGUACAUCUACAAGAAACUGACUGGACUUCUUUAUUGGAUCACACAUUGUGGUCGCAAACGGCGGGUACGAGCCCAAGGAACCCCCGAGGAAGAACUAGAUCCCAAUCGGGAAGCCGAGGUCACCCAUGAAGAGCCCUAUGAAUUGCGCAGUAACAUGACUCCUGCCCAAGCCAAGUAUUUCCAAGAAAUUCCGCCGAAUGAAAAUCCAGAUAUGGUUCGUCUAACUAAUCGAGUGGGUCUGCUGGAGGAGAUAUUGGAACAGUUGAUUACGAAUAUGGACGAUAUUUUGAAACGGGUUGAAAAGGAAAGACCUAGAAGAUGAACUCAAAAAACGGUUACUUAAUAUUGUAAAACGGUUUCCUAGUUUUUUUAGAUUACUUGGUUUAUGGAAUUUGAGUUUAAUAAUAAAACAAAGGA
This is a messenger RNA of Drosophila bipectinata, 2981 nucleotides long. It is a transcript of the gene Pkd2, whose product is annotated as Polycystic kidney disease 2. The record is from RefSeq and is a predicted model, not a curated record. NCBI's taxonomy places the organism in Eukaryota, Metazoa, Arthropoda, Insecta, Diptera, Drosophilidae. Gene Ontology annotation, biological process: detection of mechanical stimulus. Gene Ontology annotation, molecular function: calcium channel activity. Gene Ontology annotation, cellular component: membrane.